Molecule: messenger RNA, 1001 nt
Organism: Dermacentor andersoni
Lineage: Eukaryota; Metazoa; Arthropoda; Arachnida; Ixodida; Ixodidae
Product: phospholipid-transporting ATPase ABCA3-like
Biological process (GO): lipid transport; transmembrane transport
Cellular component (GO): membrane; intracellular membrane-bounded organelle
Molecular function (GO): lipid carrier activity; ATP hydrolysis activity; ABC-type transporter activity
Source: RefSeq, a predicted model, not a curated record
CCUAUCGGAUACUGCUAGAGGCUCUGCUGCACUCUUAAGGUGCAGCACCAUUUUCUGUGUUUGUGUCUCCAGAGUGGCCUAGAGGCAAAACAACAGGCUGAAAAUCUGUGUGUGCAUAAAUUUGGUUUUCCCUGUCCCCGUUCAUCGCAGUGGCAAUCGCAGAUAAGCUACUGUUUCCAGCUGGGAGGCCUACUGGACGGGCUGAAUGCGUACGAGUACUUGUACCUGAUUGGUCGGCUGCGAGGCAUCCCUGAGUGCGAGUUGAAGCCCAUGGUGGACAGCAUCAUAUCGGUCGUUGACCUCGACGAGCACGCAUCGAAGGAGUGCGGCGUGUACAGCGGAGGCAACCGCCGAAAGUUGUCCAUCGGUGCCGCUCUGCUGGGCCUGCAGCCGUUCGUGUUUCUGGACGAGCCGUACGCGGGCGUGGACGUCGUGUCACGGAACAAGAUCUUCCGAGCCGUCGCAGAGAUCAAGAAACGCUCGCUGACGACCUUUGUGCUUACGUCACACAACAUGGACGAAUGCGAGUUUUCAUGCGAUCGGCUCACCAUCAUGGCCAACGGCCAAAUGAUGUGUCUGGGCGCGCUGCAGCGACUGCGCGAGAAGUUCGGCCAGGGCUACCGACUCGAGUUCCUGCUCAAGCACACUGCGGAGUCAGACGCGCCCAGGCUCAAGCAAGCUGUCGCAGAACUCUUCCCUAAAACUCUACUCAAGGACGACAACAAGAACCUUCUUGGCUACCACCUGAUGGAGAGAAUUCCUUGGAGCGAGCUGUUCACCAAGGUGGGGCAGCUCCAGGAAAAUUUCCUCCUUGAACACGUUCUGGUCGGGGAGAACACCCUCGAAGACAUCUUCUUGAACUUCGCCCGAGUACAAGGUCGUACCUACCCUCCGGGUGUGUUCAUUUAGGUCAACGUUGGUACGACAGCGCCCGGCAGCGCCAUCUGUUUCAGUAUUUAGACACAACUCCAGCUGCUGCGAAAUGCUUCGGCAUGAAAGCA